Porites evermanni is the source of this 12987-nucleotide messenger RNA. The record is from the annotation of a GenBank genome assembly. NCBI's taxonomy places the organism in Eukaryota, Metazoa, Cnidaria, Anthozoa, Scleractinia, Poritidae.
AUGGUAGUGGUGGUGGUGGUAGUGGUAGUGAUAGUGGUAGUGGUAGUUAUGGUGGUAGUGGUAGCGGUGGUGAUGGUAGUGGUAAUAAUAGUGGUGGUGGUGGUGGUGGUGGUAGUAGUAGUAGUAGUGGUGGUGAACUUUAGCAGUCUAUUAACGUGUCAAGAAUCUCUAUCGCAACAAGCAGCAGUAAUUGGUGAAUAACUGAGAGAAAAUACCAAAUAUCAAUGGAAAAAGUCACUGGACCACACGGCUUAUGAUUUAGCCAUAAUAUUCAAUUAUAGCCUUACAAUUCUGUUUUGCAGUUAUUCCAAUACCCAUAAAAUCUUUGUCUUCUGAUUCAAUUAUGUACCUCAAAAUUGGCUUUCUAGCUAAUAUUGCUCAUGCCUUUUCUAUCUCUGGUACUGUUAAGUCGCAUCCCGAUAUUUCUCAUUCUAUAGGUCACGUGACUAAGAGCUUCAAAGAACCUAUUGUGAGAAUGUUUGUAAACAGAACAAAUUUCGCGGGACAAGAAGUGUUGUCGAAUACGCUAUGAAUCCGAGCAGCCAAUGCACUCAUCGAGGUUUUGAGGGUCUACUAUGACCAUUACUGCGCAAAUACGUACACUCACAGCCGCUAAGAAGUCCUCAUCCUGAAUUUUACUUGUAAAUGAAUUUAAACUUUUUUCCUUGUAAGGUAUAAUUGGCCGAGGCCUAUUGCAAACAGCUUGGAAGGUUUCGGUUAAAAAAGUUUCGGAUCAGGGAGAUCAGGCAUUUAAUAUCAAUACCGCAUUUAAACCUUUGGAGAUCAGACGCUUUUCAUUCCAAAUGGUACGAUGCAGAUUUCGCAUUUAUGGCCCACAUUUAGCUUUCAUAAGCAAUUAAGUUAAUAGCCAGCGAAUUAAAGAAAGAUAGAUCUUUUUUCAGGUACCUUUUUUGGAAAUUCUGACUAAUCUUGCCAGAGUUACACUCAAAAUACUCUAUUCUACAGGGGAACCUCAAUCUGCCGAAAGGCUUAAGACACUGACAAUGUGCGUUCGCUAUAACGAUGUUUGGUUAUAUAUAUCAUGGUUCUUUUCCAUAUAUUUCAGUUUUCAAUGGGGCGAACACUAUCGUUCGUUUUACUGAGGACUGCCAACAUUUGAGGUUUGUUAUAUCAAGAUUCCAUUAUUAACGUUUUAGGGAAACAUUCACUGCCAAUUUUCCAAAUUUAGAAGUUAGACAACCACAAUUCCAUAGGAAAUAAAUACGAUAAAAGGGGGAAAGCGCUGGUCAUAAAAAAGAAAGGCAGGGGAAACAAAGUGAGCAAAAAAGAGAGAUUGAAAACGAUUUGCAAAAGAAAAAUGGCUUGCGCGCAUGCGCAAAAGUUUGAAUACAUCCGAUUAGCAGGAAAAUACGCCUUUAGUGUUGCAAAUCUCAUUUAUAGACAUUUUCAUGCCAGUUGAUGGGAAACUGGACCAUGAAGGAGGAUUUGUUUAAAAUGGUCCUUUUUUUCGCUACAAGCCGUCGAGGAGGGUUUAAUUAUAACACGAUAUUUUCCUAUUCCUUUGGUUAUAAUUUUUAAGCAGACAGUCUGAAUUUUAAGGACCGACAAAAUUAGGCCAUGAAAUGUCAAUGUGAUCUCGGAGACUACUCAUUAGUAACUAGCCCUGAAAAAGGUAGGAGUCUGCUGAAACAUGUAUGUGAAAUUCAAAAGCGCCUUGAUAGUUUUGAUAUUAACUACCAGCCUAUUGCUCUCUUGACCUUUCUUACUGUUCAAUUGAUAAUACGAAUUUAAUUACCCUGAAUCGUUUUUUGAUCAUUGGUCAGUUGUUAAAUGUGUGAAACAUUUUACACGGCUUAGUUUUGUGUUUGUUUUACUGGGUAAAUGGAAAUAAAUUCCUGAACAUAAUGAAAUAAAUUUCUCUCACGACAAGUACCAACUGUCGCGAUUCACUAAUAAAAACAAAUUGCGCAAACAUAAAACAAAGGCAGUUAGCAAUUGGGAACUGACUGUCAAGAGUCAAACGAAUUCUCAGUAUGGCUCUUAACUCCCGCCUUUUUAUGCGCGCUUCGGUGAACUAGAAAGGCUACCUGUAAUUCACGCGGGCUAAAUAAUAUUGUCACCGGUAGGCGGAUAAAAUAUUUAGUCAGAACGAAGAAAAUCUAAACAUUUUUGUAUCUCCAUGAAAAAAUGGGAAUUUCUCAAUUCUAUUACAAAGUUGAGCUUUGCACGGAUGCCUUAAAGGCAAAAGCAGUUUGUUCGAAGUGCUGUUACAUAUAACUGGUUUGUACAAGUGUUGUCAUGAGUCACAUUAGGUAAUUGUUGUUCCUGUCACAUUGUUCAGUGAUCUAUUCUAUAAUAUAUGAACACACGUGUUACUUACGAAAUGAUAUUUCUCCAGUGCAGGCCCUCUGCCACACGAUAGGAGAUUUUUAAGGCUUGAGUGAAAUCGUCCGAACCACAGAGUAGAAAGGUAAGUCCACGGUGAAUGUGUAUGGGAACUUUUGUUUCAAAAGAGGAGCCUGCGGCAAAUAUCUGACCAAAUAGCCAUUUACAUAAUAGUUUUGCCUACAUGGUGUAGUUGAUAAAUUAUUUUCAAAACAUUCCAAAGUUUACUGUUCCUCGUAUGUUCGCCAGGAGAGGUAAAAAAAUUGUUAUUAUUAGUAAAAAUGUUGUUUUUAUUAGUUGUUCAAGUUCAGCUUUGGACAUAAAGAAAUUCAUCAAAUGUUGGUCAAGAAAUUGGUCAUUAAAAGUGUCCUUGAUUCUAACUGCCGUGACAUUCUUGCAGGUAAAACUACUUUUGACGCCUUAGGCGAGGUCUAGUCCCCAUUUCUUUAACAACUCUCACAUUUAUACCCAGAUAUUCUUAAUUUCAAGUUAAGCAUGGAGAUCGAGGCUAACACAAAAUCCUCCCGGUUAGCGUAUGAAGCCCAAAGGCCUUGGAAUUACACAGUUUCUCUAACACUUAAGUUUCAUCUUCGUAAUUUAUUAUUUGUCAUUUCUACAGACAUUAUGAAGUAUUGGAGUUGUAUUUUUCUAACGCUUCUCAUCACCCUUGCAUCUCGAGGUGAGUUUUUUUCGAUUGUAUAAUUACGUCGUGUUAUGGCCCAAUCUUAUAAUCGAAAAGCGUGCUGAUAUUAGUGGUUCAGAUCCUGAUGAAUCCGUUUAACCCGAUAAAGAUAAAGCCUAAAAAGUUAAAUCAAAAUUAGCUGUUGAAACCUGGAGUUUACAAUAACAUGGGACAAUCGUAGACAAAACCACAAGGUAUAAUAACGUGUAUUUAGACCUUUUUGGAAAGGCGUCCUUGUAGUUGGUGGUAAAUUCAUAGUAAACAAAACAAAACCAAGCUGUCAUGAUUCAGGUAGAAAGUUCUCAUCAGCCAGCUGUGAGUGUACUUAGAUUUAACCCAUAUAUACACAGACUUUGAAACUGGCGAUAAUAUUGUGUAGAAUGGAAUAUUCGCCUUUCCAAAAAUCUCAAUUAUUACGCACGAAUUUCAGCGAAAACAGUAAGGUGAACAACUGUUUCAGUAUGAAGAAUCCCUGUCAACAUAUUUUCUUUAUCUUCUUUCAAAUAGUAAAUACAAAAGGGGAGGAUCUUCGAUGACAGCCCCUUGGGAUUGAUUACAGACACCAUUUAAGACCUCCUUUUUACUAAAGUGCUAUACACUACUUUUAUCGGUGGCGUCGACACUCUAUCGACCUAGAUUUUGACCUUCUCGCAACCGUUCUAUUCAAGCCAACACCUGUACUUAAUACGAUUCCGUCACGGCUGCGUUCACAUUUUUAUUACGGGCAAAUUAAAGGCCAUGGCGGGGAGUUUAAUUCAAACUGCAUCGUUCUUAAGUUCCAAGAGUUCUCCUCAUAGUCUUUGCCUGCAGGAGGCUGAUACUGACAUAAACUGUAUUUUGUAUUUUUUACGACCCCUCUGUUAAUAACACUACUUAGUUAUUACAACUACAUUUACUCGGACAAAACGUCUUUAUUCUCAGUCUUUAUUCCUUUUUUGAAAACACCACGUCUACCAGAUUUUCACGGGCCUCCAGGUGGUCGCAAUAACGGGUUUCCUCAUUAAAAAGAAUUAAAGGAAGUCAGUCCUUAAAUUCGAAGUCAUUCCUUAAAUUUCUUUGGAGGAGCCAAGGUGACUUUUUCUUGCCUUUGUCAAUACCUUUGAAAUAACUUUUCAACAUAGCAAUCCUAUUAAUCGGGGGAAUGAUUUCUUAAAUUUAUCUUGAAAAAACACACAAUGAAGCAGGUUUCCCAGUUGCGCCGGAAGUUCUUGUUCAUAGUCUUAAGCGACAUACACGUAGAAAGACAAAUUGCUAGCAGUAAACGGCAUUGCUACACAGUUACAAGUAAGUUGAAUUUGACCGCUUGGGGAAAUGUAGCCCUGAAUAGCCCUAAGAAUGAUGUUGACUGACGUUACGACAACAUGUGCGGUAGUCACCUUCAGAGUUAAAGUAAGUUGUAUAUAUGUCGCUAUUGUUGCACAGUAGGCAACAUGCGUAAGAUGGAGAAAAACGAUAUCAUAUAUACAACAUACAAAAUGUGUUUCAACAUCAAUUGAACAGCUCAAGAGUGUCGCGGGAACAAUGCUAGCAUAAUUUUGUUCCUAGAACUUAUUCAGUGCCCUACUAUCACAGAAAGGAAAAUCGCAUCGAGACUAAUACAAUGCCAGCUGCUGAGUCAGAAAAAGUUACAUAAAGAUGAACAUCCCCCCAAAUUACCUAAAUCAAGACACAUACUUGUAUGACGAAUUAAAUGUGAUAACAGCGAAGACAUACAUGUGUAUGAGCAACUCAAGAGAGUAGUUGCAGUAGAAAUGGAAGGUUUUAGAUACGAAUUGCACUAGAAUUUUUCAGUUUCAAAAAUAUUUGUUAUCGGUAACAUAUUACUGAACAGAGCAUUGUUGUACCAACAGAAAAGUAGCUAUAUGUAAACGAAGAAGAUGAUUUGGGGCUAGUAGGGUUAUUGGGCUUUCAUUAGCGUGUUUGAAUGUAGUUUGCACUUUUGCGAAUAGGUAAAUAAUAUAUUUGUAAUGUAAAACUAUAAGACAGGUUAAUGAAUAAGGUCGCUUAAUUGGUAAGUUUGGUCCGUUGUAUAAAAUCCAACGUCAAGGUUGACUACUUGUACUCCUUUUAAGCUGAUAGUAACAUUAGACAAAUGCUGAAAUUUCACACAUACAGGCUGCACACCUGUUAAAACACGGAGUAAACGCUUAAAACUAGUUUAAAGUACUGUGCAACGUAAAAAGAGCACUAUCAGCUACAUCACCAUUCCAGAUGUGAUCCAUGCUCGGCCAAGAGACGUCCAUUCUCCAGUACCAGACACUCCUCUAUCACCAGAAACACCAGGGACACCGGAAACACCGGUCACUAAAGAAACACCUGAGACGCCCCGGACACCAGAGACCCCUGUCACCCCACUUACACCUGAGACGCCAAGUACCCCGGUAUCUCCACGGACACCCGAGACUCCAAGAACACCCGAAACACCCAAAACACCAGACACUCCUCAAACACCGGAGUUUCCAUUUGUUUUAGGCUCAGACGGCUUUAUUUAUCAUACUGUCCCAUAUAUGCAUAUCUUUCCGCAAGAGAUACCACGUAUGCCCAGUCCGGGUGAUAUACCGGAAGUUUCCAUGGUUCAAGAUCAGUACGAUGUGCCUAAGGCUCCCAAACCACCUAAACCCCCGGAACCUCCCAAAGCCCCCGUCAGAAAGAGAGAAUAUUUGGCGAGAGGUAACUACAUGAUGUAAAUGAUGGAAGUGUCAUAAGGUGCGCAUGCGUGAUAAAAAAGACGAAAUUGAAAAAAUAGAAGAUUAUGCUUUCCAACGCCCAUAUCAACCAAAGUAGUCCUCUGUUGUCACGUACGUUUCUGGCACGUUAGAAUUUGAGAAAGGAAACUCUAUUCAUUCUGUUUUGUUUCUCAUUAUUUGGUCUUCAUGAAUAAAAAGGACAUGUAUCACCCAAAGCAAAAGACCAAAUCAACCAAAUAAAAAUGCAUAGAGCUAGGAUUGAUUGAUUCAGAAGGAGCCAAUCAGUUCUGCCUUGCUCCAAUGAAUGCAUACAAAGGAAUGAUCUAAUUAGUUCACAAAGUUGUGCAAUGUUUUUUAGCCAAUCAGAAAGUUUACCUUAUUAUUACUUUUGUUGAAACCUCAGCGCAGUCAAACGGCUAAGGCAACUUCUGCUUUAUUCAUUUAUUUGCUCGUUUAUACUAACAUUUGUACAGGAGUAUCCAGUUUUGCACUUUUUUUUUUUCAAUAAUACAAGAGACAUCCUUUAAACAUAGUGAGCUUUUUUCACGGAAAAGGCUAUGCGUCCCAGCAAAUUUGGCAUGGAAAAUGUAGUCUAUAGUUUCAGCUUUCAAAUUCCUGAGAUCUAUUAUAGUAAACUUUCCCAGAGUUUAGCGAGUUUACUACACUUUUAACAGUGAAAUGACAACGUAUGUUUUGAAGAACUUUGCUUGUGUUUCUGCAGCGUUCAGUCACUUUUUGACGAUAGCAAGGUUUGUAUAAAUGCUUCAUACCCGGGUAUGAGUAAAAAAAAAUCAGGAUCAUUUCUUUCGAUAACAGUACGUAAUAUGCAUGCGUAGUUUAUGAUCACAAGUUUUGAAAGAGUAUUGUAACAUUUGUGCCUAGCAAUAGUAAAGCAGAGUGUACUAUUCAAAGUAUAUAAUAAGUGUUGACUACACUCAAAUCGGUAAGCUGGGUUAUUGUAAAUUUUCACCCACAGUGUGCUAUAAAGAGGUAAAACUUACCAUAAAAACAUUUAUAGAUUUAUAGGUCGAACACUUCACCGCUUUCUGAUCCAGACGCAAAAUAUUAGCUUGCGAAGUUCGAGAAUGCGCGGAGAGCAAAACUUCGAGAGAGUUUUUGGGUUUAAAAGUGACACAGCAGUAUUGACGAUUACUUUUCGCUUUCUCUCCUCACCUCUUUCUUAAGCUUUUCUUGCCUCUUUUUCGUUUCUUUUGCUGGGCAUUUAGUAGCCUUCAUUUCUGUGUGAAAAGUUUUUAAGAGGGCUUUUAGGAUCUUAGCAUUAAAUGAAAGGAAAGGCAGGUGGGUAGUUGAACAAGAUUUUCAUCGAAAAUCAAUGUUACAUGUUAGGCUGCGUGCAAACGGACGCAACAACUCUCAACAUCGUUGCGCCAACAAUGUUGGGAGUUGCUGCGUGCGUGUUGGCAGUGGUGUGCAAACGGAUGCAACAAUUCCCAUCAAUGUUGGGACCUGCAGUCCAUCGUGUGGUAAGGAUACAACCCAUCAGUCUUUGUAAACCAUGCGUAAUGAGCGUGCUUGGCCCCAACAAUGUUGGAAGAGCUGUGCAAACGGAUGCAACAUUGUUGCGUUACGCUUCGGCAAUCACGGAACAAAAGAAAUGUUGGGAGUUGUUGGCUGAAAUGUUUGACCGGUUUCAAACUUUGCGCGACAACAUCCAACAACAUGCAACAGGGUGUGCAAACGGACGCAACAUGUACCAUCCAACAAAGUUGAGAGUUGUUGGCCAACAAUGUUGUGUCCGUUUGCACGGGGCCUUGCAAAUCAAUGUUACAUGGUUUUUUGGCUUUUUCUCCGGUGUCCUUAACUAAAUUGUGCUCAUUCUGGUAUGGUUUUCAAGAUCUCUUGACUCUGUACAAGUAAGCGGGUAAAGUUUUCCAUGACCAUUAAAACUGAUGACGUCAAAAGUAGUAGAAGGGACCUGGAUCCGCACGGGCGGUUACGGGCGGCUCGGGGGCGAAUGGGUUAAGUAAGACUCAAGUUGGGUGGUAGCUUUUAGUACUGACAUAUUGGGUUCAUCGACAAGUGUGCGAUAAAAAUGCCCGUGCUAAAUCAAACAAAAGGAGUGGCUCAUUCAAUAUUCAGGGAAAGAACGAUUUCUCACUUCUAAAAAGUGCAAAUUAAGGCUGGAGUUCAAGAAAUCGUAUUAAAUUUCAAGACCUCCUUCUUCCCUAUACUUUAUGAACUAUUAGCAACUUUGAUUAGUCCUACACACUAGCACUGCAACUAAGCUUACACCAGUGGUCAAUAUAAUGAAACUAUGACAACUUUAAUUUAUAAGCAAAGCUGCUAUUUUACAGUCUGACAAAAACAAUUACUCUUAAGUCAUCUCUACAUUGAAAUAAAGUGGUCAUCAUUACGAGAAACCUUGUCUCAUAUUGUUUAUCUCUUUUACAGGUUUUGCCCGGAAACACUCAAGUGAGUACUAUUGAAAGAAUUGUUAAACUUAACAAGAACUUCAUAACAAAAACCGAUAAAAAACGUUAAUUAGGAAAAAUCGUACAGCUAGACAUACGGGCUGUUUUUAUUUAUUGUAAAUAGUAGUUUUCUAAAUUGCCAUCUUCUGAAAGUGGUGAUUUACUGCCGUCGAAAGACUUAAAUAUUGUACAUAAACUGCAAAGUGGAACAGGGCAAAUUGACUAGUAAGCUCAUGUUCAAAGGUUCCUCUUCCUCCAAAGACCCAUCAACUGCAGCCUAUCCAGUUUAGCAUACUAUAUUAGGUUGUUUUCACUCACGUGGUGGCAACUAUGCAAGUUUCUUGGAACUAGAGAACGGUUUUAACACGAGAUAGAGUUCAAUCCCUACUGGACUAUGGCCAAACACCACAUCAAACAUAGCCACCGUUUCACUGUUUUAUACUCCAACAUGGCCGCUGUGAUUUCAUGUUAAAAUGAUCUAUAGUUUUUACCUCGGCUGUGAAAAUCUUUUUCUGUAUUCCUAUUGAAAUUAAUCGUGCAGCCGCCACGGCAAAGUAGUCCUCUCACUGUUGUCACGAACGUUUCUGGCACGUUAGUCUUUGAGAAAGGAAACUUUAUUCAUUCUGUUUUGUUUCUCAUUAUUUGGUCUUCAUGAAGAAAAAGGACAUGUAUCACACAAAGCAACCAAAAAACAGGGAGGUAGGUACUGAGUUAAACUAGCGACAGCGUACGAUGGAGGAAAGCGUCUUCUUAUUUUCAUUAAUCCCAAGGAAUAUAAAAUACUUUGUUAAGUCUCGAAUUCUAUGGAAUUACAUUUCCAUAUUGUGUAAUUACAAUCGAGGGCUCAAUAAUUUAAUAUAGACUCAUUUGCAUUGUGGAGGUGUUAGUUUAAGAACAUCCGCACUUUAAGUUCCUUGGGAUUAACCGUGUCUACAAAAUACAUGAAUUAGACAUUCGUGCUGGAAGAGUACGCACCAAGGGAUCAUGUUACAGCAUUCACAGUACAAACACGGCAUAAAAUGACAUUUUUGACAACUUUUUCAGAACAAAAAUACAUACGUGCAUACGACGAAUAAUGCUGGCUUCUCGAAAGGCGAGCCAACACGCAUAGAUCACAAAAACACAUACCCUGCUUCGCCUACCUUGAAGUUGGACCAUCUGUAGCAUACGCAGUUUGAAAUCAAUAACAACACUUUUGCGAUACAAUUUCCUUUGAAGGAAGAAAACAAAAAAAAAACACUUCUAACCAUGUUGUAUCACAUAAAAAAAGCAUUCUAAUCGAUUUUGGAAAUAAAAAAAAAUGUAUUUGACAGUUGCUCGUGUUUGCCAGGAGUGUUUGGUGUUCAUAAUUCCCUGGUAAGUAGCUUUCUCUUUUAAAUUAGUAAUAGCUCCUUCUUUUCUUGUGGUUGGCACAUAUGAACAGGGCAUCAUCGCCAUGGGAAUAUCAUACAAGGUAUGUCAAGGACAGAGAACUCAAGCAAAAAAUCUGGCGAUUUCCAACAAGGUUAAAACAUAAUUUUACUUAUUGCAUGCCAAAGCCUGACACUUGUUGAGUACUCCAACAAUGAGACGUCAGCUUAAUUUAAGGUAAUCAUUUUUCACCACUGAUUGGUUUUAUCGCCAUUUCAGUAACACGCGAUAAUUCACAGGAAAAAAGGACUGAAAUGUUUACACUUGAACAGAUGGCAUGAAAGGAUCUUGAAUCUUUUACGGGGGUUCAAAGUCAGCACCAAUUUAGCACGAGUGGCCUUUCGGGCAUUGACAAGGACAAUCCACCACCGUUUUAGGUGUUCUAAACGUUACACCAGCUGUGCUUAUGAGGAAUAUGUUACUAUGAGAAACAUAUUAACAAAUGGCCGGAUUGAGGAUUUGUCGCAUUCCUCUCGGUGUGAUGAAAACAUUGACAGCAAAAAGUCGAAGUCACAAAAGCAAGCCGAGAGUAGCAGAAAUUACUAUUAACUUAUUCGUAUUAAAAUAAGGUGACACAUAAUCCAAUGAAUGCCGUUUAAAUUGGAAUCUCACUGAUACUAUAACUCUUUCCGGAGGAUAAAAAUUAUGUUUAUCACUGAACAGUUCACUCAAAAUCGUGUGAUUUCAUUUGCCAAUUAACUAUGGAAAUCCCUAUGCUAAAUUAAAUGUUGCCUUCCCUCAGCCACGCUAAUAACUAAUAGUAAAUCAGUAAACUCUUUAACUAACAUUAGAAGAAGACGUUUUCUUCUCAUCAGUUUCUUUUAGCAAUCUUUUACACAAUGUCUAAUAUAACGGGAACAUUUUUUGAACAACUUCAGUAGUAGUAGGAAAGCUAGCUGAGAAUUUGGACUCAUUCAAUAAAGGAACGUCAGACUUAUUUUAUCUGUCUUCCUUUUUCUCAUUUCAGUUCCAGGACUUAUGGAUGCUGGGCCAACCUUGGGGGGAGGAGCUGGUGGUAAGAUGGCUUAAAUUAUAUUAAAUCCCCUAGGUAGGUUUUUCUUAAAUCUGUGACUUUUAGGAAGUUAAAAGAUAUAGUUCAAUGCCAUGCGACUACGAAGUUACCACCGAACCGAGAAACCAAAGACCUUUCUUUCCUUGUAAACUGAGGCAAAGUUAGAUAGUAUGGAUUGAAAUCUUGUAACGUCCAAAUACGACGAAACUUCGGUUUUUGGAUGUAACUAAAGGAGUUGGAGCAGCAAUCGAGACGAAUGGAUUUCUUUGCGAAUGUGUUGCAGCAAUUAUUGAUCUCUCCGUUUUUUCCUGGUCUUGUUUUUAUAGGAAUGAAUGGAAUAGGAGGAAUGGGAGGGAUGGGAGACCUAAGCAUGGGCUUUGGUGCUGGAGCUACGUCUAUCGGUGAAGGAGGUGGGGCCACAAUGGAAGGUAUGCCCAUGCAGAUGCCAGGAGCUAUGGCUGCACCUGCUGCAAUGCAGAUGCAACAAGGCAUGGAGGGAGGACCUAUGGGAGUGCCUAUGGGAGCCUCUCAAGAGGGCGCACCCAUCUCAAAGCAGUUUAUUGAAGGCGGUGAAGCAGGUGUGUAUGAUACACGAUGAGAAGAAUGAGCAAGAUAAGAACAACUACUUCAAUGGUCUAGCUGCCGUGUAAGACCCAGGAGGCUGAGUAACAUCUGGAGAAUUAUGGAGAUCUCGGAGGGUGUUAUCUGCCGAGGCCGUGAGAUCUCCAUAACUCUUCAGAUAAUACGAAAGCCAAAUUUAAUAAAUUGUUUUAUUGUUCAUUAAAAAUAAGCCCUAGUUUAAAAACAAGCUCAAACAUGCUUACCUCCAUCGAUUUUCCGUUCAUCUUAGAUAGUGCAUGUUUAUCGGCAAGUUUAGGAGAUGAAGACUUCUUCAAUUUUCCAAAUAUUCUCCAAAUAGCAGAUGUCGUCCGUCAAUAGUUCGCCUAUUUCCUCCUCGUGAAAGGAGUGAAAUGUUCCGCCAUUUUGCACUCACCAUCAAAACAACUCAACAAAAAAAAUUAAUUGUAUCAAAACUCUUGAGUAAAUGAACAACUUUGAUUUGCACAAUGCCACGCAAUGUAAUGGCAAUGUUUCGCACUGGUAAAGAACCAAGUCCGGGACUGGUCUGCAUAAGCAAAUUCAAAAGCUUUCGUUGCAGCGCGUAAUUUUUCAAAUAAUAUCUCUGAUGAUACCGAACUGUAGUAGAUAUCUUUUGGAUGACAUUCAGAACAUUUAGAUGGAUUAUGCAUGGAUAUCGUCGGCAAAUUGAUGCAGGUUUGAAAUUCUCUUAUUGUUUCAGGCAUGGCAGGUGGUAUGCAUGGAAUGUCGCAAAUGGCAGGAAUGGCAGGCAUGGGUGGUAUGGGAGGACUUCCGCAAAUGGGAGGAAUGGCUGGUAUGGGUGGAAUGGGUGGAAUGGGAGGCUUUGGAGGAAUGGGUGGUGGAAUCGCGGGUAUGAACAUGGAAGGAGGUAAGAUAAAGAUGUCCUGGAUUCAAUCAUUCUGAAUUCUAUUUGGUCAAAUAAAAGGGAUCUUAAAUGGCAACCGGAAAAUGACAUUUUCUCUCUUACAGUGCUCUGACUCGAGACUCGAGAGUUCCAUCAAGCGAGAUAUCGAACUUCAUGACGUUCUGGACGUCUACGUUCUCGUUGCUUAAGGUCCCUAAUAUGGCCUAAGGACCCCGUUACACUUGCCAGUUUUCCUUGCAAUCUGUUUCACAAUUUUGUUUCGCCAUUGCGAGACAAGUUGCACAAAGAGGAUCCUGGUAAAAUCCACUGAAGUGAACGUAUCUCCUAAACUGUCUAUUUCAGUUGGCACUGCGAAUAAACUUUUUUGUACAUCGUGUAACUCAUAGCUACAACAAAAAUAUUGCGAAACAUGUUCAUUUCAAGCGGUGUAACUCUGGGCAGUUUUUCUAGCAAAUUUUCUGAUAACAAAAUUGUAAGAUAACAGGGCCUUAAGGAAUAAUUUGGUCUGACUCUCUACAUCUACCAUACCAAUUCGUCCUUCGUAUUUCUUGUUUUACAGGUAUGCCUAGCAUGGGAGGACUAGGAAAUGCUGGCGGGGCAGGAGCUAUGUUUACGGGAGCUCAGGAAAUGGAAGGCCAGAUGGGAGGGGGUAUGGGCGGACCGAUGGCUAAUGUCAUUCAAGGUGCUCUUGGUGGUGGUGUGCCGGGUAUGGCACAAAAGCGAACGAAGAUGGGGAAAGUGCACAAGUUGUUGAGUAAACUUAGCAAGAGAAAGGAAAUCAAGAAGCAUCAGCAUAAGAACUGAAAGAGAAUAACGCCUGAAAAUGCCGGGAGAGGAGACCUUGUAGGAAUGGAAAGAACCGCUCGAAAGAAUCUGAUCCAAAUCUCGAUGGACAGCAACAUUAUAUUUAAAAGUUGUCAGCUUUAGUAAAGCUGAUGAAAUUUAUGCGUGAU